AACAGGUUUAAGUUGCGGACGGAAAAGAUAAAAUUUUCACACACGACGACGUCGACACAACACCAACACCAAAACAGCGCCAACAAGCAGAACAACAGCUUUCCUUUCUCUCAACAACAGCACCUACACCUACAACAUCCUGAGAUCCGUUUGAAAUACUACCGGGAUGACAUGGUGGGGAAGUUUGAGUUCGCGACGAGAAUGCGGUCGAUUUCGAUCGAAAACCUUCAGUACGAAACGAAGAACGUGUGGAAAUUUGGAAGUGGGAGCAAUUCGAAGAACUUCCUGCGCAUUCCGGAU
Amoebophrya sp. A120 is the source of this 300-nucleotide messenger RNA. NCBI's taxonomy places the organism in Eukaryota, Dinophyceae, Syndiniales, Amoebophryaceae. The record is from the annotation of a GenBank genome assembly.